Molecule: messenger RNA, 10941 nt
Organism: Wyeomyia smithii (pitcher-plant mosquito)
Lineage: Eukaryota; Metazoa; Arthropoda; Insecta; Diptera; Culicidae
Gene: rhea
Product: talin-2
Exons: 12
Coding region: 859-9537 (2892 amino acids)
Biological process (GO): cell-cell adhesion
Cellular component (GO): ruffle; cytoskeleton; plasma membrane
Molecular function (GO): actin filament binding; integrin binding; structural constituent of cytoskeleton
Source: RefSeq, a predicted model, not a curated record
UCAUUCUAGGCCUAACCGUUGUCCCGAGAGGACAUUCUAAUUUAUCCCUGGCCUCUGGGAUUCGUCGGGAGGCUAUCCUUCGAGCCAAGUUCAAACAAGUUCAGUGAAUCAGUUGUACGGCUGCCAAGUGGCAGCCAAAGUGUGUGUUUUGAGUGUAGGAAGGUCAAAUUUUACGAUUUUCACCAAAUGUGCCCAGUUGUUAGAUUGUCCUGUUGUAAGAUUUUAAGCUACUAGGAACGAUACCCGUAGGAGUAUUACGCUGUCUAGUAGCAAGCCCUCAAGUGUACUUAUCGUUGAAUGCCAUUUCAUAGUUUACCGCCAUACAAGUUAGAACGUUUGUUGGCGGCAUCCGCCGUGCGGUGAUCAAGUGCGGUGUACGGUUACGAGAAUACUGCAGAGUGCCUUAUGUUACAUAAUUUUUUGCGCGGAAAUUUUCAUCAUUUCCAACACUCAAACUCGACAUUUUUCUGUGUGUCCUAUUUGAAAAGCUGGUUGAAAUUACAAACGACGAAGCACAAAUCGGGAAAGUAAAUACACUCUAGCGAAGAAUGAGUCUCCGAAUCAAUGGUGCCAACUGGCAGCAGGUUAAAUCGAAAGAUAUAUUAAAUAGCGCACACACGCAUACCAGCACGUGACGCGACGGGACGGGGAGACACUUUUCCGCAUCCGAAAACAGGACGCAGGAAGUUGGAACAAUAGGCGUCCGGGCGCGCGCGCUGAUACUGGUGGUGAAGAGCAGCGGCACAGAACAGACCGUAACGACGAUGGCCAUGCCUGCUGGAAUCGCUCCGGUUGCCGUGUCACUCACGAACAGCCGCUCUCUGCCGUUGCUCUCAUCGCCACUACCCACAGCCGACGAUGUCGACACUGUCACUUCGCAUCAGUCUCGAGGGUGGACGGGUCACGAAGACUAUCCAGUUCGACCCGAACACGACCGUUUUCGAUGCGUGCCGAAUCAUAAAGGACAAAUUCGCGGAAGCGGUACAAGGACAGGCCCAGGAGUUUGGACUUUUCCUAGCAGAUGAAGACACCCGACAGGGUGUGUGGCUCGAACCGGCACGUAAUCUUGGUUACUAUCUGCUAAGAAAUCACGAUGUGCUGGAGUACAGACGGAAGCACCGGAAUUUGCGCGUUCGAAUGUUGGACGGAGCGAUCAAGACAAUUCUGGUUGACGACUCGCAGCCAGUGUCCCAGCUGAUGGUCGUCAUCUGUACGAAGAUCGGUAUCACGAACCAUGAGGAGUAUGGUUUGGUUCGAGAAGACCCGGAUGCUCAGAAUGAAAACCUACCGGACAACAAAUCCAACAUGGGAACGUUGACACUGCGUCGAAAGGUGGCGGAGAAGGAGCGCGAUUCCAAGAUGGAAAGUUUGAGAAAGAAACUCCGCACGGAUGACGAAAUCAAUUGGGUUGAUGUGGGUAAAACGCUCCGCGAGCAGGGAAUAGACGAAGCGGAAACGGUUCUGCUGAGACGAAAAUUUUUCUACUCGGAUCAAAACAUCGAUUCGAGAGAUCCGGUGCAGCUGAAUCUGCUGUACGUUCAGGCCAGAGACGCCAUCCUGGAUGGGACGCAUCCCGUUACGCAGGAUAAAGCUUGCGAAUUUGCUGGUAUUCAGGUGCAAAUUCAGUUCGGUGACCACAACGAAUCGAAGCAUAAACCAGGGUUUUUGGACCUCCGAGAGUUCCUGCCCAGUUCGUACGUUCGAGGGAAAAACAUUGAGAAGAAAGUUUUUGCCGAACAUCGACGCCACGUCGGUUUGUCGGAUCUGGACGCUAAGUAUUUGUAUACGAAGACGGCCCGGGAACUGCCGACCUACGGAGUGACGUUUUUCCUGGUCAAGGAAAAAAUGAACGGUAAAAACAAGCUCGUGCCGCGUCUGCUUGGUGUCACUAAGAGUUCCGUCCUCCGGCUGGACGAACACUCGAAGGAGAUCCUGAAAACGUGGCCGUUGACGACGGUACGUCGCUGGGGUGCUUCUCCGAAUACGUUCACGCUGGACUUUGGGGAUUACGCCGAUCAGUACUACUCGGUGCAGACGACGGAAGCGGAACAGAUCGUACAGCUGAUUGCCGGUUAUAUUGAUAUCAUACUGAAGAAGAAACAGGCUAAGGACCAUUUUGGUAUCGAGGGCGACGAGGGAUCGACCAUGGUGGAGGAGAGCGUGGCACCGUCAAAGGCCACUUUUCUGCAGCAUGAAGAGACGACUCCUUCCGGCAAGGUGGAAACACAAUCAAUUGCAAAACCAGCGAUCAUGCGUGGAUACGACGGCGAACGUCCCUACGGCACUGGGGAGAUGCAGUCCAUGCAGUACGGUGCUAUCGUGGGACAGGUCAACUUGGCCCAUCAACCGCCCAUGUUGCAGCAAACUCGCAUCAGUACGGUCCUGUCGGAGCCACAGCGGGCCCUUAUUGGGUAUAUUUCUGCCGGUCAGGAUGCGAUCAAUAAAGCGGAGAAGGACCUGGAGAGUAAAGCUCAGUUACCCCCGCUGGGAACAGAUCCGGGAUCGCUGCAGUGGCGAGAGGAAACGUUGGACACCUCGAAGCAAACGGUCACGACCCAUUUGGCGACGAUGAACGCCGCCACGGCACAGGUCGUAACCGCCUCCCAGCCGGAUGAGAUCGAUCACGAUGCCGUGGGAGCUGCGGUGUCGCAAAUUACCCAGAGUAUACCGGAGGUGACCAAGGAGGUGCGUCUGAUUGCUGCCCUCAUGGAUGAUGAUUGUACCGGCGAUAAGCUGCUGGAAGCGACUAGGAAACUUUGCGCAGCCUUCAGUGAUCUGCUGAAAUCAGCCGAGCCGGAGAGUAAGGAACCACGACAAAAUCUGCUGAAUGCUGCAAGCCGAGUUGGCGAAGCCAGUGGACAGGUGCUCAGUACCAUUGGCGAGGAGAGUAUGGAGAGUCGUGAGUUACACGACAUGCUGCUGGGGUUGGCCAAAGCUGUUGCGAACACGACUGCGGCACUGGUGCUGAAGGCUAAGUCCAUUGCGGCUGUUACGGAGGAUGAGGCUACCAGAAAUAAAGUCAUUGCCGCCGCAAGUCAGUGUGCACUAGCAACAAGUCAAUUGGUGGCUUGUGCUCGCGUCGUGGCCCCUACUAUCCAGAGUCCGGCCUGCCGUGAGCAGCUAGAAGCGGCUGCACGAGAGGUGGCCAAAGCGGUGGCUCAUCUGGUGGAAGUUUGCAACGAUGCCACCGACAACCAGCAGCUUCGUGGGGACCUGAUGGCAGCUGCGAAGGAUGUUUCGAAAACCCUAGCCGAGCUGCUGGAGCACAUCAAGUUAAGCUCGCGUGAGAAAGCCCGCCGGGUUGACGAGAAUCCCGUCGAAGAGGUUCUGGUAGCGACCGAUAUUUUAGUCUCAUCCACCGAUCCACAAGAAAUGAUUCGACAGGCCCAGCAGCUGGGAAAAGCUACGGCACAGUUGAUCCAGAGUAUCAAGGGAGAAGCCGAACGGCAAGACGAUUCUAACAUGCAGCGCAAACUGCUGGAAGCCGCAAAACAACUGGCCGAUGCGACAGCACGAAUGGUCGAAGCUGCUCGGCUUUGUGCAGGCAAUCCGCAUGACUCGGGUCACCAAGAAUCCCUACGGGUAGCAGCUGAGGAACUCAGAGUAAUCACAACAACUACGGCAAACACGCCAGCGAUCAAGCGUCGGUUGAUCAAUCGUUUGGAGCAGUGCUCGAAGCAAGCAGCUUCCGCAGCUACUCAAUGCAUAACAGCCGCCCAGAACGCACUGAUUCACAGCAAUGACGUUCAGACGAAGGAAAUCCUACUCCAGGACUGUCAGUCCGUUGCCGAUCAGAUUCCACGCUUGGUUGCCGGGGUAAAGAACACACUCUCACGACCGGAUGAUCCGAACGCUCAGCUUGGUUUGAUCGAUGCGGCGGAAAUGUUCCUGGAACCCGGAGCUCAGGUUGCGCAAUCGGCUAGGGAUCUUCAACCAACCGUCAUGGAUCAAGCGGCAUCACAGCAGCUUUCUCGUUGUGCCCUGAAUUUGAGCCACGCCAUUCAUGAUCUUCGUUCGGCCGCCAAUCGGGCCAGAGAAGCUUGCGGUGGAAACGAACUGGACGCGGCCCUGGAAGCGGUACGCAAUCUAAGAAACGUUUUGAAUGACACUCGCCGUGCUGGUCAGGAAGGUAAUCUGCGACCCCUGCCGGGUGAAACAGCAGACAGUUGCUUCAAGCAAUUGGCUGCCGCUAGUAACAGUGUCGAUUCAACACUGUACCAGUUGAUGUCGGCAGUUCAGCAGGGAAAUCGAACGUACGCUGGUGUGGCUGGAAGAGAUACUGCAUUAGCCCUAGGCGAGUACACAAAGAGCGUCCGCGGAGUCGUGGCAACCACGAAAAAUCCGGUGGUGGUUGAUUGCGCCGAUGAAGUUAUCGUAGACUCCAUUCGUGUGAUUGAAGAAGCGCAGAAAACUCUGCAGAAUUUAGGCAAUCAAGAUCAGCUGGUGCAGGCGAUCAAGCGUACGAAGAGUUCGUUGGGUAGAACCAUUGAUUGCUUCCCCGGUGUGAAGGAUAUUAACGACGCCUACGAGAAUAUGGCAGAUUUACGAGCGAUUUUGGAUACCGGAGAGUAUCCACCGUCAAGCCGUGCUUUCGGUCAGUUGCAGACCGAGUUGAAGAGUGCUGCGGAGAAGUUGAAUUCUGCUGGCGGUCAGGUGGCGCAUUCUUAUGACAGUUCGAUCAAGCUGGCCAACACUAGCCAGCAAUUUUAUCACUCUUAUAAGGAGUUGAUGACCGUAACGCUUGAGAUGGCUGGUCAAACGCCUGAGGAUCGUGCUCGCGAGGAGAUUGUCAAUUCGCUGCGUGGAGUUUCGAAUCAGUCGGUGAGUCUACUGGGAACAGCUAAAUUUGUUGCAGGAGAUCCAGAGAGGCCGAACGCGAAAAAUGAACUGUCUUCCGCGGCCCGGAUGGUUACGGAAAGCAUCAAUCGGUUAGUGAAUGUGUGCACACAAGCCGCUCCAGGUCAGAAAGAAUGUGACAGCGCUAUUCGAAGCAUCGAAUCGCUGAGACCGUUGCUGGAGUCAGCGCAGGAGCCCUUGACUGAUCAGGGUUACUUUGAUUGUUUGGAUACGGUAAUGGAAAAAUCUAGGACUCUUGGCGAUGGUAUGACCGGCAUUGCUAACAAUGCUAAACUAUCAAAGCAUGCGGAAUUCGGUCACUCAGUUGAUUCGGUGUCCGACUCGAUUAGAGGUUUGAUUGAGUCUGCAGGGCAGGCAGCCUAUUUGGUGGGUAUUUCUAAUCCAACAAGCGUCGGUGGUCGGCCCGGGUUAGUGGAUCAGCGACAAUUCGCCCGAGCUUCUCAGGCGAUUCGUCAGAGCUGCGAAGUUCUUCGUGGUCCCGCAUCGUCUCAGCAGCAAGUUCUCUCAGCUGCGACGGAUAUUGCUAAACAUACGUCGGCUCUGUGCAGUGCAUGUCGUAAUGCGAGCUCUACAACAACCAAUCCAGUCGCGAAGCGUCACUUCGUUCAGGCAGCGAAGGAAGUCGCCAAUUCAACCGCCGACUUGGUGCGUGAAAUCAAAGCCCUAGACAAGGACUACAGUCCGGUUUCCAGAGCACGUUGCGCUUCCGCAACGGAGCCCCUCCUGGAAGCAGUUUCAUCCUUGUGUCAGUUCGCGAACUCCGCUGAGUUCAUCUCUAUUCCGGCACGAAUUUCGACAGAGGGCCGGAAAGCGCAGGAACCGAUUCUUCAGGCCGGUCGUGGAAUUUUAGACGGUGCUGUUGAUAUGGUGAAAACGGCUAAGGUGUUGGCAAUGACUCCAACCGAUCCUCCAGUUUGGCAGCAGUUGGCCAUCCACAGCCGAAAUGUUUCGGAAAGCAUUAAAAAGCUGGCUUCUAGCAUUCGUGAGAAGGCCCCAGGUCAGUUGCAGUGUGAUCAGGUUUUGGAAAUGUUAAAGGCGUGCUCUCGGGACUUAAACUCUGCAGCACUCGCCGUCGGUGUUGAUGGUCUUCCCCAGCGGAAGGAGAACAAUCUGCAGGGUUUCACCAAUCAGUCGCUGAACGCUGCUUCAGAGUUGAUCGACCGUCUGGAGCCAGUGAAGUCAUCUGCCAAGAAGAAUGCCGAAAGUCUUGGCCAUGCUGUCAAUCAGAUUGCGAAGCACAUUGUGCCUCUGACUAACGGAGUUAUCGGAGCUUGUUCCCACGUCGUACACUCGGGUCAGCAGACGGUGCUGAUCGAUCAGGUCAAAUCGGUUGUCGAGUGCUGCUCGCAAUUGGUGCAAGUAGCUAAGAAUGCCGGAGGGAAUCCUCGUGCGUCACAUCUUCACCCGGAACUGGAUGAGGCUGUUGAAUCCACACGUGAAGCAAUUCAGGAACUCAACGCUACAGUUGAACGUUUGUCCACCGAGAACGGUGUUGUGACUGGGCUGAUGGAACAGAUCUCUCGUUCGAUGUCACGUAUUACCGACAAGCGCCAGUCCUUCCUGGGGGCUUCCAUCAACGAAACUUACGUCGAUUAUCAAACUCGUAUGGUACAGUCUGCUAAGGAGAUCGCCCGUUAUGCCAAUGAAAUCAACGCUAAAGCGGCUGUUGAUCCCUCCAAGUUAGCUCAGCUUUCUGUAGAAAUGACUCAUCACUACACACAGCUAGCUCAGGACUCAAUUGGUGCCUCCGCGUUAACCACUUCUCCGGAUGUUGCCAUCCGUAUUCGCAAUACCGUGCAGGAUUUGGGCCGCUCGGUCAAUGUUCUUAUCCAAUCGACGGCUGGAAUUCGCAAAGAUGAUAGCUCUGGGCUGGUCGAGAUUUCCCGUGGAGCUCGGGACGUUUCGGAAAAGGUUUCGCAGGUGCUUGCGGCUUUACAGGCCGGUUCCAGGGGAACACAGGCUUGCAUCAACGCUUCCAGCACGGUUUCAGCCAUCAUCAGCGAUCUGGAUACGACCAUUAUGUUCGCCACGGCUGGCACGUUGCACUCGGAAGACAACGAAAAGUUCUCCGACCAUCGGGAGCACAUUUUGAAGACCGCCAAGGCACUGGUCGAGGAUACUAAGAUUUUGGUGGCUGGAGCUGCCGGAACCCAGGAUCAGUUGGCUGCCGCCGCACAGAAUGCUGUUACUACCAUUUUACAACUGGCGGAAGCAGUUAAGCACGGCGCCGCUUCCCUCGGCUCCAAUCAGCCCGACUCGCAAGUGAUGGUGAUGAACGCGGUGAAAGAUGUCGCUGCAGCACUCGGUGAGCUAAUAAACGCUACUAAGCUUGCAUCCGGUAAACCCAUUAACGACCCGGCUAUGAAUGAUUUGAAAGAUAGCGCUAAGGUCAUGGUGAUGAACGUCACCUCGUUGCUGAAAACUGUUAAAGCCGUCGAAGAUGAACACACGCGGGGUACCCGCGCAAUGGAAGCUACCGUCGAUGCCAUUUCCCAGGAGAUCCGUUCGAUGCAGUACGCGCCGGAUAUGCACCGGGCCAGCAUGCAGCAGCUGUCCAGACCGGAGGAUUUGAUCAUGGUGACGAAGCACGUGACGGCCGCGACGGCUAAGGCCGUUUCGGCCGGAGCUUCGAACCUGCAGGCUGAUAUCGCUGCUGCUGCUAAUUUGGGUCGUAAAACCAUUUCCGACAUGCUGGUGGUGUGCAAAUCCGUCGCUUGGUCCUGCGCUGAAACACAAGAGCUUCGCCAGCGAACGCUGGAUGCCGGUUCAGCGGUGGCCAUCGCCUACCGGGAUCUGCUGGAGGGAAUCCUCAACCAUUGCAGUGCCGACGAACGAAUGCAACUUUCUCGAAGGGUGGCGAAGUGUGUGACCGAUUUGGUCGGCAUGGCACAGUUGCUGAAGGGUUCCGACUGGGUGGAUCCCGAUGAUCCGACAGUGAUUGCGGAGAACGAGCUGCUCGGUGCGGCUGCUUCUAUCGAAGCGGCCGCCAAAAAGUUGGCCAGCUUGCGACCUCGUCGACAGACUGAAGUGAAGGAAGCUGAUGAAAGUCUUAACUUUGAUGAAAUGAUUCUGGAAGCCGCCAAGGGAAUCAUGGCAGCCUCAUCGGCGCUGGUCCGAGCAGCUAAUGCGGCCCAACGAGAGUUGGUGGAUCAGGGUAAAGUGGCCCGCCGUCCGCUCACCUCGUCAGAUGAUGGCCAAUGGUCAGAGGGGUUGAUUUCUGCUGCCCGUUUGGUUGCUGCCGCUACCCAUAGCCUUGUGGAAGCUGCCCAGCACUUGGUGCAAGGAACCGGAACCGAGGAGAUGUUGAUUUCAACCGCAAAGCAAGUGGCCAGUUCGACUGCUCAGCUCCUUAUUGCCUGCAAGGUGAAGUCUGAUCCGAACUCGGAAACCGGAAGAAGACUGCAAGCUGCGGGUAAUGCUGUUAUCAAGUCGACAGAUAAAUUAGUACAAGCUGCCCAACAAGCCAUCGAAGGUGAAGAAGAACACACUCUGAAGCUCAAUCGGAACAUGGUUGAUGGAAUGGCUCAGGAAAUUAACGCUCGAUCGGAGAUUCUAAUGCGUGAGCGACAACUGGAGGAAGCGAAGAACAAAUUGAUUGCCAUUCGUCAUGCCAAGUACCGUCAGAAGCUGGCCGGUGGAUUCACUACCGACAGUAGCGACGAAGGAGGUAUUCAGCCUCCGACAUUUACCGGUUAUCAAACCGUUUCCCCAAAGCCACAUACCUUGCCCAAGCCCGGUACUUAUUCCCCGAGCACGAUUCCCGGACCCGGACAAGCAUCGGCCACCGGAACGUUCCCACGUCAGCAACAAACUCAGCAGCACCAAUCCAGCACCGUAACGAACAGCUCUACCUUCCAAAGAUCCCCGCUACUGACGGCCAACGCCGUCCCGAAGCCGUACCAAUCGGAUGCAAUCAAGUCACCAACGGCACUGGUUUCACCAUCCAUUCUGAAUCGAUCGUACGAAACGACCAGAGUAGAGAACUCGAAUCUAAAUGCCAGUAAAUUCAACCGAGUGCAGUUCGAUGCCGCCGUGCAGGACUUGCACAACAAGGUUCAACCUUUGAGUACUUUCCGGGCGUCACCAAGUCCACAGCAUCAUCAACAGCCGCAACAGCAACAACAAGCGAAUUACGGAAAAGUUUCAUCCAGCAGCACAACUGUCACCACCAGUAAUGGAAACGCAGCCCCACAGAACUACGAAGGAUUUACGACGAGAUACGAAACCCGUGUCUUUCCAGCUACCAAUACUAAUCCAGCCCCUAAUACCCUAAUCAAUGUCGAGCAGCAGUUCGCUAAACUAAACCUAGAGAACCAUCAGCAACAGCAACAGCAGCAGCAUUCACCCUUGCACCAGCAGCAGCAGCAGCAUCUUCUACAGCAACAGUAUCAGCAAUUUAGUAGCAGCAGCGGUAGCACCCUCAGUAACCACCAUCAGCAAUAUCGCACCAGCCCACUAAAUAGCAUCGCACCCAUUAGUGGCAGUAGUCCUAACCACCUGCAAGUAGUAACAAGUAGUAACAACAACGGUACACUUAAUCUUCUUGACAGCAGCAGUAGCAAAAUGGAACAGCGAAUUUCCUCCCAGCAGCAACAGCAGCAGGUCAUCACCAAAAAGGUCCACAUGACCUCGUCAUCGACGAUGAAAUCCACGACCAGCAGUUCCAGCGGGUGGAAGUAAACUAUUCUGGUCCGGAACCAGCCGAAAGCAAACCGGUAAAUUGUUGUAUCUUUUUUAGUGGUGAAUAUUGUUAUUUGUAUAGUCAAGCGCGACCGAAGAAGCCCUAAAACGGGAAAUUAACUCCCACAUGUGCCUGUUUUUAUUGUCGGACUAAUCGAUGUUGUACUAAGUAGCGAGAAAAAGGGAGAAAGCCGAAAUGGUGUUAAUCGAUAGCUUCCAUUGCGUUUAGAAAUGUUGUUAACAACUGUGUAGAAAAAAUUGUAUGUUUGGGAAAAUUAAACGCAAACACUAAACAUGGGUCUGCCAGCAGACUCGUUAUUCACUUAUACGAGCCUAGAACUUAAGCGAUCCGCCCACCCCUCAGUGGGUAAUGCGGCUUAUUAGUAGUGCCUCCAAGAAAGAAAACUAAGCAAUUGUCUUCUAUUAAAUUGUUAUUAUCGCGGAAUUGUUUUGUUUUCGUCUUUGAAACAAACAAAAUCACAAAGUGCCACCCACAGACACACACUCACACCUUUGAAGAUGUCAGUUUUGAAAUUUUACUAGAGAAUUAUAAAUUUUUUUACGCAACUAAAAUAAGUCUACCUUAACUGCAGAAUGGUUUUCAAUGCUAACGUGCCUCUUUGGAAAUGUUAAAAUUUUCAUUAAAAAAUAAAAGUAUACCGAUACAAAAAAAUUAUAUACAAACGACAUCUUUUUCACCGUUUGCCUUUUCACAUAAAAUCUAGCGACGAAAGUUUAGACAAAAAAAUACGAUUGCCAAUAUUAACUGUGUGCCAUUUUUUGUCUAAGAAGUGUUUUUACUUAAAUUUAAAAAAAAAUACACGCACAUAUUUUUGAAGUACGUUUAUAUAAAGCAUUUGCAUAUUCUGCAAUAUCUGUUCAUUACAAUCCGUGGCAAAUAAAACAGCACUUAAGAAAAUAAAAAGCGAACGCUUUUCUUAGUUUUGAAGAGCCAAAUUAGACCGCGUGUUUUUUGUAUAGUGUAAUAAAGUCAACCCCGCGUCUCAAGCGUAAGCGGUAGUAAAUAACGGAAAGUAAUAUUUUAUAUAUACACAUUAAUAACUGAUGAUUUUUAUUUCUCUACGCAACAGCAAACAAUAAUCAAGCCAACACUAGUAAUAGCAUGAAGAUAUUAACGCAACAAGUAACGAAUAGAACGUGAAUGAGUAUUGUUUUUAUCCUUCGUCUUCUACUUCUUCCUCUAAUUAAUGAUUGUAUUUUAACGAAACGAUAAACACAAAGCAGAAGUAACGUAGAACUACUAUUUUUCAACCGUUCGAAAAUAAAAACAAAAUAAUUCGAGGGUUCAAACUAAGCGCUAGUUGAUAUAGCAAACGAUGUAAAACAGCAGUAUAAUGAAAAACGAGUAAAUUUUAACCAAUAAAGCGCUUUAAUAUAAUUAUU